Molecule: messenger RNA, 2367 nt
Organism: Saccharomyces mikatae IFO 1815
Lineage: Eukaryota; Fungi; Ascomycota; Saccharomycetes; Saccharomycetales; Saccharomycetaceae
Gene: PAT1
Product: deadenylation-dependent mRNA-decapping factor PAT1
Exons: 1
Coding region: 1-2367 (788 amino acids)
Biological process (GO): P-body assembly; deadenylation-dependent decapping of nuclear-transcribed mRNA
Cellular component (GO): P-body
Molecular function (GO): RNA binding
Source: RefSeq, a predicted model, not a curated record
AUGUCCUUCUUUGGGUUAGAAAACAGCAGCAAUGCGCGGGACGGCCCUCUGGACUUUGAAGAGAGCUACAGGGGUUAUGGCGAGCACGAACUCGAGGAGAACGACUAUCUGAACGAUGAAACAUUUGGUGAUAAUGUCCAGGUUGGUACGGACUUCGAUUUUGGUAAUCCUCAUAGUAGCGGUGGUCGUAACACAAUUGGAGGUAAUGCAGUUGGUAGCACAGCUAGAUCUUAUGUUGCGGCUACUGCAGAAGGAAUUAGCGGCCCUAGAACCGAUGGAGCCCCAGCAGCAGCACCUUUAGACUUGAAGCCAAUGGAAUCUCUGUGGUCUACAGCACCACCUCCGGCAAUAGCGCCAUCACCUCAAGGUGUGAUGGCCCCGGGGCCACAGCAAAUGGGUCCCCUACAACCCCUCUUAUCCAUGCAAGACUUGGAAAGACAGCAACGUCAAAUGCAGCAACAGUUUAUGAACUUCCACGCCAUGGGACAUCCACAGGGACCCCCUCAGCAGCAAUUUCCUGUGCAGCCUGCAUCGAAUCAACCAGGUCCCUCACAAUUUGCACCUCCACCUCCACCCCCAGGCGUCAACGUGAAUAUAACUCAAAUGCCCAUGGGUGCUGUACAAGUUCCAAUGCAGGCGUCACCUUCUCCAAUUGCUAUGCCAAAUGGACCUUCUCCGGGUCCUGUGAUUGGGUCAGGCAAGAUGCCUCUACAAGGUGGACGUAGGUCGAAGAGAGACUUGUCGCCCGAAGAGCAAAGACGUUUGCAAAUUCGUCAUGCCAAAGUAGAAAAGAUCUUGAAAUACUCAGGUUUAAUGACACCUCGUGAUAAGGACUUCAUCACCAGAUAUCAACUGUCCCAGAUUGUCACUGAAGAUCCUUACAACGAGGACUUCUACUUCCAGGUUUACAAGAUUAUUCAAAGAGGUGGCAUUACUUCCGAGUCGAACAAGGGCCUAAUUGCCAGAGCGUACUUGGAACAUUCCGGACACAGACUGGGCGGUCGUUAUAAGAGAACUGAUAUUGCCCUACAAAGAAUGCAAAGUCAAGUGGAAAAGGCCGUUACCGUGGCCAAGGAAAGACCUUCAAAGUUGAAGGAUCAACACGCAGCCGCUGGUAACUCUAGUCAGGACAACAAGCAAGCAAAUACUGUUUUGGGUAAGAUCUCUUCAACUUUGAACAGUAAGAAUCCAAGAAGACAACUACAGAUCCCUAGACAACAGCCUUCUGACGCCGAUGCUCUAAAAGAUGUCACAGAUUCGUUGACCAACGUAGAUUUGACAACCUCGGGAUCCUCUUCAGCAGGUUCUGCUGCUGCUGCUGCCUCUAAACAAAGAAGAAGAUCUUCUUAUGCUUUCAACAACGGCAAUGGUACCACAAACUUGAACAAAUCAGGGGGUAAGAAGUUCAUCUUAGAGUUAAUUGAAACGGUUUACGAGGAAAUUCUAGACUUGGAAGCUAAUUUGAGGAAUGGCCAACAAACUGACAGUACUGCAAUGUGGGAUGCUCUUCACAUUGAUGACUGUUCAUAUGACGUAAACCCCUUCAUUUCGAUGCUAUCUUUUGAUAAAGGUAUUAAAAUUAUGCCUAGAAUUUUCAAUUUCUUGGAUAAGCAGCAAAAAUUGAAGAUCCUGCAAAAAAUUUUCAACGAAUUAUCACAUUUGCAAAUCAUUAUAUUAAGCUCUUACAAGAUCACACCAAAACCAACAUCACCACAAUUGAAGAAAGUUGAUCUUUUCCAAAUGAUCAUAUUAAAGAUCAUCGUUUCAUUCUUGUCUAAUAAUUCCAAUUUUAUCGAAAUUAUGGGUCUGUUACUGCAGUUGAUUAAAAAUAACAACGUUUCAUUCUUGACCACUUCCAAAAUUGGUCUAAAUUUGAUUACUAUUUUGAUUUCUCGUGCUGCAUUGAUCAAACAAGAUUCGUCAAGAUCUAAUAUUCUUUCGUCUCCUGAAAUCUCCACAUGGAAUGAAAUUUAUGAUAAAUUAUUCACUUCAUUGGAAAGUAAGAUUCAGCUGAUUUUUCCUCCAAGGGAAUACAAUGACCACAUCAUGCGUCUACAAAAUGAGAAGUUUAUCGAUGAGGCAUAUAUUUGGCAGUUCCUAGCUAGUUUGGCACUAAGUGGGAAAUUAAACCACCAGAGAAUCAUUAUCGAUGAAGUACGUGAUGAGAUCUUUGCCACUAUUAACGAGGCAGAGACAUUGCAAAAGAAAGAAAAGGAGUUGAGUAUAUUGCCUCAGAGGUCUCAAGAAUUAGAUACAGAAUUGAAAUCGAUUGUGUAUAAUAAAGAGAAGCUAUACCAAGAUUUGAAUCUGUUCUUGAACGUCAUGGGGUUGGUGUACCGCGACGGUGAGAUUUCAGAACUAAAGUAG